This is a messenger RNA of Cricetulus griseus (Chinese hamster), 4869 nucleotides long. Lineage: Eukaryota; Metazoa; Chordata; Mammalia; Rodentia; Cricetidae. The record is from RefSeq and is a predicted model, not a curated record.
GGUGAAGCCAACCCAUACGGUGGUCAACUGCUGGUUCUGCAACCAGGAUACACUGGUGCCCUAUGGCAAUCGCAACUGCUGGGACUGCCCCCACUGCGAGCAGUACAACGGCUUCCAAGAGAAUGGAGACUACAACAAGCCAAUCCCAGCACAGUACAUGGAACACCUGAACCACGUGGUGAGCGGUGCACCUAGUCCCCGGGACCCCACACAGCCGCAGCAGUGGGUGAGCAGCCAGGUCCUGCUAUGUAGGAGGUGCAGCCACCACCAGACCACCAAGAUCAAGCAGCUGGCCGCUUUCACGCCACGUGAGGAGGGCCGGUAUGAUGAGGAGAUUGAGGUGUACCGCCACCACUUGGAGCAGAUGUACAAGCUGUGCCGCCCAUGCCAGGCAGCUGUUGAGUACUACAUCAAACACCAGAACCGUCAGCUGCGUGCCCUGCUGCUCAGCCACCAGUUCCGGCGCCGAGAGGUUGACCAGGCCCAUGGACAGAGCUUGAGCUCCUCGGCAAUGAGGGCCCUCUUCCAGGUCAUCCUGCUCCGUGCCCUGGCCUUCCUGGCUUGUGCCUUCUUGUUGUCCACUACACUGUAUGGCCCCAGUGAACCCUUCACCACAGGGGCUGUCCUGCCCCCGGCCCUACCUCCUGGGGGCAACAGCUCUGCUGCCUCAGACAACACUACUACUCAGGCCGAGGGCUGGCAGCAGCUACUGAGCUUGUUGCCAGCGCACACCACAGAGAAGCUACAUGAGGCCUGGGCCUUCGGACAGAGCCACCAGACCGGCAUUGUGGCAGGGGGCCUGCUUACCUGCCUGCUGGCCAUGAUACUGGCUGGCCGUAUCAGGCUCCGACGCAUCGAUGCCUUCUCCACCUGUCUCUGGGCCCUGCUGCUGGGGCUGCACCUGGCGGAACAGUAUCUGCAGGCUGCUUCACCCAGCUGGCUAGACACACUGAAGCUCAGCACCACAUCCCUGUGCUGUUUGGUGGGCUUCACCGCAGCUGUGGCUACAAGGAAAGCGACAGGUCCACGGAGGUUCCGGCCCCGCAGGUACUUCUCAGGAGACUCUGCCAGCCUUUUCCCCUCCAGCCCCAGCCUGGCCAUGCCCUGCCCAAGCAUCACGACCUCACCAGCGUCCCUGUUCAUACCUACCCCACCCGGCUUCCUGCCUCUUACUAAGCAACAGCUGUUCCGAUCUCCCCGGCGGGUGUCACCCUCCUCGCUGCCAGGCCGCCUCAACCGGGCCCUCUCACUGGGAACCAUACCUUCUCUGACCCGGACAGACUCAGGAUACCUGUUCAGCGGGAGUCGCCCACCAUCUCGGGUAUCUCCACCUGGGGAGGUUUCUCUUUCAGAUUACUUCUCUCUGCUGUCGAGCAGCUUUCCCGCUCCCCCUCUCGCUUCCCCAGCACCUUCGGUGGCCAGCUCCAUGGCCUCCAGCUCUGGCUCCCUGCGCCACCGCAGGCCCCUCAUCAGCCCUGCCCGGCUCAACCUGAAAGGGCAGAAACUGCUACUCUUCUCACCCCCGGGGGAAGCGCCCAAUACUCCCAGCAGCUCGGAAGAGCACUUGACACCCAAUGGCAGCCUCUUCAUUGAGCCUCCUCAGCUCCCCCAGAGGAAUUGCACACGGGACACCAAACACAACAUGGACAUGAGGUCCAUGCUGGCGAGAGACGGCGCCGCCUGCAGCAGCCACUCCAUCAAGAAAGAGGAUGACUCGUCACAGUCCUCCGCCUGCGUGGUUGACACCACCACCAAAGGGUGCUCGGAGGAGACUGCUCCCUGGAAAGCUCCUGUUGGCCCUUCUCUUGUCCGGGGCCUCCUGGCUGUGAGCCUGGCCAUCAAUGCCCUCUUCACCUCAGCCUAUCUGUACCAGAGCCUGCGCUGAUCUCCUUGAGUGCCCUCGGGAGGGCACUCUCCAGGUGCAUGCUGCUUCCACCACUGCCGCUCAGAUCCCUCCCUGAGGGGCUCUGUCUCCGCCUUGACACCAGGGCCCUUGACCCCCCUGGUUUGAGUCCCUGACCUCAGGAUACCUGCUGUCCCCCCCAACAGACUGCAGACAUCAGCUGUGUUUGGUGCUGACACUCUGACCCUGAAGCCAGGGAUCUCUGACAGCUGCAGCCAGGGCCAACCGGGCUGCCUCUGCCCUACUGCUGGCUAGUGAGUCACAUCUUCCUCUGCUCCGAGACACCAGAGGUCUGCCUCAGAGCCCCGCCAGAAACCCACAUGAAGAAGGCCCCUGAGAGAAGCCUGUGGAAACCUGAAUCACUUCAUCCUUGCACCCGCCCACUCCAGGGAGCAAGCCUCCCUGAAGCCCACCUUGCCCCUGACUGUUGGCUCCCACCAGGGCUGAGUAGGUGGGGAGCCUGGGGCUACAUUAAGUACCUGUGUUCUCUUUCCCUGACUCCUGACUCACACACCUGUUUUGUGACUUCGGUGACUCUCAGCAAGUAGCCCCGUUGCCCGGAGAGCACCAGCACCACCCGUGCCCAUUUGUCUAAGCCUCUCUCACGUCAUCCAGAGUCCUGGCCUGGCCUGUCAGUGCCAGGUGAGCCGCACAGUUCAGAUGAGACUCCCCACACCGAGACCCCUUUCUCCUUCAGUCCUGAGGCCCUACUAGUCUCUCCUUCAUCCUGCCCCCACCUCUGUCCCACUGACCUCUGACUCCAGCCACCUCAGCUGGUCUCCGUGCCCAACCACUGCCCUGUUGAGGACACUGCAGACUUGUGGAGCUCAUCUGUCCCAUGAGGAAGGAGGGACUUUGGCCUAACACUGGGCCUUUCCAUACUGUGUGGUGACAUGUGCCUGUGGGGUGAGUCCCAUCCCCCAACCCAGGCCUUGACCCCAGGAAUGUGUGUAUGUGUGUGUGAGUGUGUAUAUGUGUGUCUUUGUGUUACAUCACUUGGGAUUUAUUGUGGGGGAGGGGCAUGGGGCAGGGAAGGGUCUUCACUGUCAUUCAGGGAUAAAAUUUAACUUUAUUUUUCUACACAUUUUUUGCCAGGUGAGGCAUGUGCUUUGAAACAGAUGCCCCCAGCUCUCCCUGCCAGGAGGCUGCUUGUUAAGCUUGGGUGCUCUCUAGUGUUCUUUUCUUUCUUUUUUACUGUAGGGAAGGAGGCCUGACCUGACCUCCACACUCCUAUCCUAGGAGCUCUUGAUGACAUCCUGGGUUGUCUCACACCCCAGCAUGUGGGCAGUCAGGACAGUGUCAGGACUCCAUGAGUCCAGCUGCCACCAAAGGUUCCAGCUUGGGGGUGGCACUUGUAUAGUGUCUGCAUUUGUAUAGUGGGUGCAUCAAGUUUAAAUAUAUUUUUUUUCCCCCCGGCCUAAUGAAACCAAAUUGUUCCCCAGCAUCCUGUGUCCUGCCCUGAGAAAGCGCCUGGGAGAAGCUGUGGCCCCUCCCUCCCAGCAGGCCAGCCUGGCACUCUGUGCACCCACAAGGGGCUUCUAUUUACAUUUUGAUUCACACAUAAAACAUGUUAUUUUUCUUUACAAAAGCAAAAAAAAAAAAAAAAAAAAAAAAAAAAAAAAAAACCUGAAACAAAAAACCAUGCCAACCUUUGACUUGUACCAGGCUAUGCUUUCUUUCAUGGCUGUCUGGAAUCGCUUCCCGGAAGAAAAGCACCCAUCCCAGGGUGAGGUGCUAUGUAGCUCCUUGGUUCAGAGAAUCCAUGGAGCCCUGGUUCUUGAAGGAGUGAGCUAGGAGCCAAGCUGUCCUGCUGACUUAUGUGUGCCCAGACGCCUGUGAGCACAAGAAAUUGAUGGUGUGCAUGGAGAGUGUCACACACACCUCCCCUGCCUCAGGCUAAAGAGACCGUCUGGAGUCCUUUCUGUUGCUGUGACAGGCACCAUGACCAAAAAGCACAGGAGAGGGGAAAGGGUUUAUUUAGCAUAUCGUUCCAAUCACGACGAUAGCUUGAAAACGGGCUUGCAUUGCCAGUCCACAUAGCCAUUACCUCUGACCAAGGAACUCUGCGGAUGGAAUUGGGUGGAGACCAUGGGCAGAGCUGCCAGCUGACUGACAGUCUCAGCUUUAUACCAUUCAGGACCCCUGCCUAGGGACUGGUGCUCCCCCUAGUAGGCUGGGCUCUUGAGGCUACAUCAAUUAAAAAGGCAAUCCACAGAUAUGCCCACAUUUGAGUCUCAUCUAUGGAUUUCCUCAAUUGAAAUUCUUUCCAGAUUAAUUCUAGGCUGUCAAAUAGACAGAGCUAACCAAGACCACCGGCCAGCAAAUGGCUCAUUAGCCCUGUGGAUCUCCUGGCCACUGAGCUCAGAACCUGCUGGCACAGAGUGGAGCAGUGCCUAAAUUCUGCCCUGACAACCCUUAAAAAGCCCGUGCCCUUUCCUGUCUCUCCCACCAGACCCAUUUCGCAUUCCCAGUGAGAUCAAGCAUUUACUGUGGCCACUUGAUUAUUUCUGAGCUGGGCCUGUGGUGGUUUUAAUCAGACAAAGCCUGUCCUGGCUAAAUAUCGGAGGCCUUCCCUAAAGCAGCCUGCAUCUUACCCCUUACUGUGCUGGAGCCUGUGGCCCCACCUUCACCAAGGCUGUUUCCUCCUGUCUCGAAAUUCCUGUCCUGAUUGCUACCCUCUGCCUUUUGAAGGUGUAUUAUACAGUUCCUGGAGCCCAGAGUGGAAGGGGAUAACUGACUCCACCAAGUUGCCCCCUGACCUCCACUUGUGUGUGGUGGCUUACUUACACCCAGACACAAAAUAGUGUUAAAAAAUUCAAGGGCCAGUGAAAUGGCUCAGUGAGUAAAGGGGCUUGCCACCAAGCUUGGCAGUUUGAAUUUGAUCCUGGAACUCACACGAUAGAAGCUGCAAGGUAACCUCCACCCAUGAGUGUGUAUGCUCUAGCAACAAAGUUUUUUAAAUUUAA